Messenger RNA from Vigna radiata var. radiata (mung bean), 1952 nucleotides. RefSeq names its product glucan endo-1,3-beta-glucosidase 1. Gene Ontology annotation, molecular function: hydrolase activity, hydrolyzing O-glycosyl compounds. The record is from RefSeq and is a predicted model, not a curated record. The transcript has 5 exons. Gene Ontology annotation, biological process: carbohydrate metabolic process. Gene Ontology annotation, cellular component: plasma membrane. The coding region runs from base 163 to 1725 and encodes 520 amino acids. NCBI's taxonomy places the organism in Eukaryota, Viridiplantae, Streptophyta, Magnoliopsida, Fabales, Fabaceae.
AAUAUAGGGUUGUAGUUGAAGGGCAUUUUAGAGAAAGGAGCAGAAUCUGAAAAGGGAGAGAAAAGAAUAGUUUGCAGUAAAGUGUGAGAAGAGAGUGAAGAUUUGCAGCUGAAGCAGAAUCAGAAGCAGGGGAGGAGGAAGUCAAGUUCACCCUCCUUUUCAAUGGCAAACUCUAAGCUCCUUUUUCUCAUUCACAUCAUCUUCCUCUCUUUCUCCGCCUUCGCUCAAGCAGAACCACUACAUUCCCUGCUCAAGUACCAAAAUCAAGAGGAAGAGGAAAAGCUUCCAUUCGUCGGCGUCAACAUCGGCACUGACGUCUCCAACCUUCCACCUGCCUCCGACCUCGUCGCCUUCCUUCAACUGCAGAAGAUAACGCACGUGCGAAUCUACGAUGCCAACCCGGACAUCCUCAAAGCCUUGUCGGGGACAAAGAUUCGGGUCAUUAUCAGCGUCCCCAACAACCAGCUCCUCGCCAUUGGCUCCUCCAACUCCACCGCAGCUUCCUGGAUCGACCGAAACGUCGUCGCUUACUAUCCCCAAACCCUAAUCGCCGGAAUUUCCGUCGGUGACGAGGUUCUCACCACCGUCCCCUCCUCCGCCCCCCUCAUUCUCCCCGCCGUUCAGUCCCUCUACAACGCCCUCGUCGCUUCCAACCUCCACCAGCAAAUCAAGGUCUCAACCCCUCAUGCCGCCUCCAUCAUUCUCGACCCUUUCCCUCCCUCUCAGGCUUACUUCAACCAAACCCUCGUCUCCUUCAUUCUCCCUCUCCUUCAGUUCCUCUCCCGCACCGGUUCCCCUCUCAUGAUGAACCUCUACCCCUACUACGUCUUCAUGCAGAACAAGGGCGUGGUUCCUCUCGACAAUGCCCUCUUCAAACCCCUCACUCCUAACAAGGAAAUGGUCGAUCCCAACACCUUGCUUCACUACACCAAUGUGCUCGAUGCCAUGAUCGACGCCGCCUAUUUCUCCAUGAAGAACCUCAACAUCACCGAUGUUGUUGUUCUUGUCACCGAAACUGGGUGGCCUGCCAAGGGUGACUCUAAGGAGCCUUAUGCCACCAGGGACAAUGCCGAUACCUACAAUUCCAACUUGAUUCGGCACGUGUUUGAUCGCAGUGGAUCCCCUUUGCAUCCAGAAACUACUUCCAGUGUGUUUAUCUACGAACUCUUUAAUGAAGACUUGAGGGCUCCACCGGUGUCGGAGGCCAACUGGGGUUUGUUUUACGGGAACUCUACGCCGGCGUAUCUGCUUCAUGUGUCCGGAAUUGGGACCUUUUUGGCGAACGAUACCACCAAUCAGACAUACUGCAUUGCCAUGGAUGGGUUUGAUUCGAAGACGUUGCAGGCUGCGCUGGAUUGGGCUUGUGGACCUGGAAGGGCCAAUUGUUCGGAGAUUCAGCCUGGGGAGAGUUGCUACCAGCCUAAUACUGUGAAGAACCAUGCUUCGUAUGCGUUUGAUAGCUAUUACCAGAAAGAAGGCAAGUCUCAAGGAACUUGUGACUUCAAUGGGGUGGCUAUGAUCACCACCACCGAUCCCAGUCACGGGAGCUGUAUAUUUCCUGGAAGUAAAAGAGUGAGCAACAAAACAAAGGAGGUGGUGAACUCCACCGUGUCAAGCAGUGCAGGGGAAAAGUUUAGGCUCAGCAUUAAAAUAAAUGCAAUUCACAACGUUUUGCUCAUUUUCUUGGCUGCAUGUCUCCCCACUGUGUUGUUGAUCCUUUUAUGAGCUGCAAAUAAUUCAAUUUUUUGUUCUUUUGGGAAUUUUGAAUUUCAUUAAGUUAAGGAUAAGGUCAUAAGAGGAAAGGAAUAAUGUAUGUUCUGUAGGUCUAAAUUUCUAGGGUUUAUUAGAUGCUUCCUUUCAUUAGAAAGUAGCGUUGAUUAUUUUUCGUGGGGGGCUCUUGUAAUUAACGUACGUAUUUCUUAAUCAAUUUGUUUACAAUGUCGUCACCAUUA